AUGAUUAAAGAAGAAGAUGCUUCUGCAUCACAGGCAGAUGUUCUUGCUGUUUUGGCAAGUAAUGAGGAUGGUUUAAAUAGCGAAGAUCUUAUGAAGCAAACUGCGGGGAUGGAUGUCAAAGCACGUGGUGAAGCAGUUAAUGCCUUGUUAUCAUCAGGUAAAGUCGAAAUGUUGCCUGGUCAUACACCGGGUGCAUUUAUCUUACGUCUAAGAAAGGGUACACAAAUUGCCGAUGCCACGCGCGAGGAACAAUUGAUUUAUUCACUAAUUGAAGAAUCGGGUAAAAAAGGUAUUUGGAUACGAGACAUUCGUGAUCGAACUGGCUUAUCACAAACGCAAAUGCGCAAAGUUCUGAAAGUAUUGGAACAACGCAAACUUGUUAAAUCGAUUAAAGCUGUAGGUACGAUAAAAAAGUGCUAUAUGUUAUAUGAUAUAGUGGCAGAUGAAUCGUUGACAGGCGGAACAUUUUAUUCUGACCAGCAGUUAGAUUCACAGUUUGUCGAAACUCUGGCACAUAUUUGUGUGGCGAUGUUGCAGAGCAAGCGGAAAUUCUCUGAGGAUAACCACAAAAAUGAUCCUGCAGCUGCUCGGGAGUUUUCAUUUGUUCGUUCCACCGAGGUGGCGCAAUUCAUUCGUGAAAAGGGUGUUUGUCGUGUACAACUGAAUAUUGCGGAUAUUGAGAGUAUCCUGUCAGUAUCACUGUUGGAUGGCUUCAUCGAACGGCGUGCAGAUGGUAUGUAUCGUGCCCUGACAGCUAAGACGACUCGUUGUGCUCCGUCUUAUUGUCCUUGUAUUCACUGUCCUAUUGAGAGUGAUUGUAAACCAGGCCAUAUCAUAUCACCGCAAAAUUGUGAAUAUUUUACUAGUUGGUUAGAUUGGUAA
Molecule: messenger RNA, 882 nt
Organism: Cercopithifilaria johnstoni
Lineage: Eukaryota; Metazoa; Nematoda; Chromadorea; Rhabditida; Onchocercidae
Source: the annotation of a GenBank genome assembly